Messenger RNA from Oppiella nova, 1272 nucleotides. The record is from the annotation of a GenBank genome assembly. NCBI's taxonomy places the organism in Eukaryota, Metazoa, Arthropoda, Arachnida, Sarcoptiformes, Oppiidae.
CCCAAAGUAUUGAAUAGCGAUAAGAAAUGUGAAGAAAUGCAUCAAAUCUAUAGCUACAGAAAGAGUGGUUUUGUGUUUAUUGAUAAAUCUAUUAUAACGGCUCUAAUUGAUGGAAAAAUUCAAGAAUUAUUGAAAGCGCCGCAAAUGAUUGAAACAAAUUACGAGAAUUUCUUUGAUUACUAUACAGACGAACACCAAUUGACUCAUAAAACCAUUCAUUUAAGCGAUUAUAAGGAAUAUAAUUGCGAUACAAGUGAACAAUUUGGUACAAAAUGCACGGAAUAUUUGGGGAAAAUGUUAGACAGAAUUAAGCAACAUGUCGAUGAGGGAAAUGAGUCAAAGGAAGGACGAGAGAAUGAGGAUUAUUAUGAAAUGGUUGAAAAUAUAGGAAAGGGAUCAUUUGGAGAGGUGUGGAAAGCGAGGAAUAAGUGGAAUAAACAAGAAUAUGCCAUAAAAAUGAUUAAUUUAAAUUGUAAUUUUACUAUCGAAAAGGAUGAGUCAAAAUCAAAUAUGGUAAUCAAGACAAUCAAGAAAUUGAGUACAGAAGUGGACAACCUACAGAAAGUCAACUCACAAUAUGUGGUGCAAUGUAUGGCCUGGUGGUUCGACAGCACAAACUUUUACAUAAGAAUGGAGUUAUGUUCCGACAGUCUUCAGAAUAUUCUUAGACUUAAACCACAAGUAUUUCACCGAAAACCUGAAGAACCCAUGAAUUCAACCGAGUUUUACAUUUCGUGUCAUAUAUUCAAAGAGAUCUUAGAGUGCGUCCAGUAUUUGCAUGAAUUGGAUCCACCGAUAAUUCAUAGGGAUCUCAAACCCGACAAUAUUUUGGUGGCACAAGAAGUCAAGAACAGUCGGUAUUUUAAAUUAUGUGACUUUGGUUUGUCGACAGUACACGACCGGGACUUCUAUACUAUGACUGGUCAACAAAGUGGUGCUCCUAUAUAUCAGGCGCCAGAAGUUACAAGUGGUAGGUUUGACCACAGGGUAGACAUCUAUAGUCUCUCCAAAAUCGGUGAAAAACUAUUUGAUUUUAAUAUCAAUGAUAUUACUCCGCAAACGUAUUCACCAGACAAUGAAGUGUUCAACAAAUGUGUCAUUAAAUUACGGGAAGUAUUGGUUUCCAUGUCUUUGUCCCCCAAUUGGGAGGACAGACCCGAGUGUAAGGAUGUGUUGAAGACAUACCACGAGUGGGCUAUUGAUAGCAAAUAUUUGGCAAAAGAUUUGAAACAUUUAAAUACAAUUGAAUCAAACGAAUACCUUGAGAUUUAA